Molecule: messenger RNA, 1203 nt
Organism: Fusarium odoratissimum NRRL 54006
Lineage: Eukaryota; Fungi; Ascomycota; Sordariomycetes; Hypocreales; Nectriaceae
Exons: 1
Coding region: 36-623 (195 amino acids)
Source: RefSeq, a predicted model, not a curated record
GUACAAGCGGGGGUCACGGUCGGCUCUGGGAAGUCAUGACGGGAAUGGAGUUUAUCCUAGAACAUCUUGAAGACUGGAAGGUUCUCUACGAGGAUGAAACUGCUGAUCCGGCUGCGGAAGAAUGGUAUACAACCCAGGGGGAGGAAGCUAGACCGGCCAUGGGUGUGACAUCAACACUUUCGCGGCCACCGACAGUCGGACAAAUCCGGGAGCGACCCUCACGGCAGUCACGGUUACCAUCACGACUUCAAGGAUACGAAAUUACACCAUUGCGCCGCCGUCGCGAAACGACUCUUCCAGCUCGCCCACCCGCCAGCUCACAGUUUAAUGAAGAUGCGCUUCCUGUACAUUCCCGAGAAGACUACCUGCAAGACGAUGCUCGUUCGGUGAGCAAUAUUGCCAGUAUGGAGGGUCAGGAGCGCGCUAGCAUUAAGGCAAGUAUAAACAAUGCUUGGAUUAAGUUAAACGAGUACUAUACUCUCCUCGGACGGUCGCCUCUGUUUGCAGCCUCUGUUGUUCUGAAUCCGGACCUUGGACUCCGGUGGCUGGAGACCAAUUGGACUUCCCCAGAACAGCUACAAUGGCUUCGAGAUGCAAAGGACGGCAUCAAAGUCUAUUUUUGAGCGUUGGUACUCGAAGAAUGACGAUAAUGCCUCUGAGAGUGUCUUUAUCACGCCUUCGUUGACGCCCCGACCUGAACAAAGUAGGUUUGAGCAGUGGAUAAAAAGCCGACAACCUAAGCUCUCGGCAACAGGCAGUGAACUCGAACGGUAUUACAGGCUCGAACCAGAACAGGUAGAUGAUCCCAUUCGUUGGUGGAUCGAUCAUAGCAAUGCUUUCCCACGUUUGAGUAGGUUUGCACUGGAUAUUCUUGCUAUUCCGGCCAUGUCAACCGACUGCGAGAGGGCAUUCAGUCUUGCGAAGCUUACAGUCAGCUCACAGCGACAUUCUCUACUUGGAUCAAGCAUUGAAUCGAUCCAGCUACUGAAGAACUGGGUCAGGGGAGGAUGUAUUACUCUCGGAGGCCUAUGCUCGAGUAACAAGGCCGAUUAGAAUCCGACGGUGGGGUCGUGAGGCCGAGGGAAGCUUCACGUGAGCUACGACAUAUCAGAUAUCAAUCAAUCAAUCAAAUCAGAUCAGAUUCGAAUGGUGAUUUAUCAGUUCAGAUCAGAUUUGGGUCCUAAUCUGAUUUGAUUGAUCUGA